AAUCUAAAUGUCAAUGUCAUGACAUCUGCCAAAGUAACCCUCCCCCGUCGCCCCCCUGCCCCUGUCUUUCUCUCUGAAAAGUCCGAUACCAUGGCGGCCGGGGUACUUUUCACUUAUCCGGAAAACUUCCGUGCCUAUAAGGCGUUAAUCGCCGCAAAGUACUCUGGGGCCGAUCUGAAAGUAUCGCCCAAUUUUGUGUUCGGCGAAACUAAUAAGACCGAGGGAUUCCUCAAGAAGUUCCCGGCCGGAAAAGUGCCGGCUUACGAAAGUGCUGACGGCAAAGUCCUUCUGACGGAGAGCAACGCUAUAGCUUACUAUGUGGCAAACGCAGCUCUCCGAGGCUCUGAUGUGGCAACUCAAGCGGCUAUCUACCAGUGGGCAUCUUGGGCAGACAGUGAGCUGCUGCCGGCCUCAUGUGCCUGGGUUUUCCCCUUCCUGGGCAUUAUGCAAUUCAAUAAAGUGAAUGUGGAGCGUGCAAAAAAUGACCUGCUUGCAGCCCUAAAGGUGCUGGAUGGACACCUGCUCACACGCACCUUCCUGGUCACCGAGCGUAUCACUCUGGCUGACAUAAUUGUCUUCACUACACUGCUUCAUGCUUUCCAGAAUGUUUUGGAUCCCAGCCUGCGGUCAUCACUUGUGAAUGUCCAGCGUUGGUUCCUCACAUUGGCAAACCAGCCGCAGGUGUCGUCUGUUGUGGGCGCUGUAGCUUUAUGCCAGGCCCCGCCCACUUACGAUCCUAAGAAGUACCAGGAGCUCACGCAGAACAAGAAGGAGGGUGGCAAGAAAGAAAAAAAGGUAGAGAAGAAGGAGCAGCCCAAGAAACAAGAAAAGGAAGAGCCAGAAUUAGAUGAUGAUCUAGAGGAGAAACCUAAAGAAUCAAAAGACCCCUUUGAUAGCAUGCCUAAGGGUACAUUCAACAUGGACGACUUCAAGCGGAGCUAUUCCAAUGAGGAUGAGUCUGUGUCCAUCCCUUACUUCUGGCAGAAGUUUGACCCUGAGAAUUACUCCAUCUGGUUUGCAGAGUACAAGUAUCCCCAGGAGCUCUCCAAAGUGUUCAUGAGUUGCAAUCUCAUAACUGGCAUGUUCCAGCGACUGGACAAGAUGCGCAAGCAGGCCUUCGCGUCCGUGUGCCUGUUCGGCGCCGACGACGACUCCACCAUCUCCGGCGUGUGGGUGUGGCGCGGCCAGCAGCUGGCCUUCCCGCUGUCGCCCGACUGGCAGAUUGACUACGAGUCAUACGACUGGAAGAAGCUGGACCCCAGCAGCGAAGAGACCAAGAAACUAGUCAAAGACUACUUCUCCUGGACCGGCACCGACUCGCAGGGCCGCAAGUUCAACCAGGGCAAGAUCUUCAAGUGAUCGCCCUUGCUUAAGAAUAACAUUUUGAUACACACUAUUAUAUACGAAGAAUCAUUUGUCAUAAGCAGUUUAGAGCGGCCGCAAACCACCCGUUUAUAUAAACUCGAGGGCAAAAAGGUCGAAUCUUGCUUUCGCAUCUCUUUGCACUUGGGUAUUAGGACGCCAUAUAUACGAGUGCAACACAAGUCCGUCGACUUUGAAAUAUUAUAUUCUUGUAACAAAACGUAAUGUAAAGUCAACUCUUAUUUGUCUCUGCCAGCGCCCGCACAGGUACUGCAACUCAUUAAAUUGUUUUUUAUUUAUAA
Pararge aegeria (speckled wood butterfly) is the source of this 1664-nucleotide messenger RNA. RefSeq names its product elongation factor 1-gamma (gene eEF1gamma). Gene Ontology annotation, cellular component: cytoplasm; nucleus. The record is from RefSeq and is a predicted model, not a curated record. NCBI's taxonomy places the organism in Eukaryota, Metazoa, Arthropoda, Insecta, Lepidoptera, Nymphalidae. Gene Ontology annotation, biological process: translational elongation. Bases 19 to 1359 code for a protein of 446 amino acids. The transcript has 10 exons. Gene Ontology annotation, molecular function: translation elongation factor activity.